Molecule: messenger RNA, 857 nt
Organism: Diachasmimorpha longicaudata
Lineage: Eukaryota; Metazoa; Arthropoda; Insecta; Hymenoptera; Braconidae
Product: insecticyanin-A-like
Exons: 4
Coding region: 73-645 (190 amino acids)
Biological process (GO): lipid metabolic process; response to reactive oxygen species
Cellular component (GO): cytoplasm
Molecular function (GO): pigment binding
Source: RefSeq, a predicted model, not a curated record
GCCGUCGUAACUAUAGCUGCACGGCACAUUGUUUUUUGAUAGUGAACAAAGUCUCAUUUCAUUAUUCUGAAGAUGAUUGUUUAUCUGAUAAGCAUCUUUCUGAUGGUUAGUCCUCUUGGAGCACAAUAUCCGAGGAUAGGCCGCUGUCCAGAAGUCAAAGGGGUUCCAAACUUCAAACCGGAGCAAUUCACGGGCCCGUGGCAUGUCAUAUCUCAUAACAAAAAUGAAUUGUACGAAGCAGGGCAUAAGUGUUCACGAUGGAAUUACGAAAAAGAUGGAAAUGACAUUGGCAAACUCAACUUUAAUGCACUGCUUGCUAAUUCAGGGGCUAAAGUAUCCUGGGAAGGCAAAGCAACUCCCAUCGGGAAUGCACGAUCACCCAACUUCGACAUCGUGUUCCCAAGACCCUCCCUUGGCACCACAACCAACUUCACGAUUUUGUCAACAGAUUACGACAAUUUUGCCGUACAGUGGGCCUGCCAGAAUUUUGGAAAUGUGAGCUUGCAGUACGUAUGGAUCUUAGCUAGGAAGCCUCUGCCUGAUCGUCUCUUCGAAAACCCGGCUCAACGUUUCCUUGAUCGAUUUGUUCAUAUACCAAAAUCUGAAAUCGUUCAGGUUGAUCAACAGGAGUGCCCGAAACAGUAAUCGAUAAGAAUUGCAAAAAUUCAGUGACAUGCUCAAAAUUACUAAAUUUUAUGAUUCUGAUGUGCAAUGAGAUGACCCACGAAGGCAAAAUUUUGUUACAAAGGUUAGUUCCGAUUUGAACUCCCGACGGGUGGUAAUUUCAAACGAUAUCAAUUCAGUGGAAUGUAAUGUUUUUCCUGUAUGAAAUAAAAUAUCGCCUAUUGAUUUGCGAA